GGGAUGCCCUAAAUAAUGUGCGAUUCUGAAGAAAAACCCUAAACCCUUAAUAAGCCGCACGAAGGCAUUGCACCUCUUUUCUUCUUGCUCUAUAGGCAUUGAGUGAUUACUGUCUUUCUGCCGAGUUUCAAUGGCUGCUCCGAAGCUUAGCAAGGGAAGCAGUAGGGGAGUACAAAAAUCUCACCCGAAGAAGAAGCAGAAGAAGGACGAAGCUUGCUUGUCGAAAAAAGUGGAAAAAGAGAAUCUCCUCAGUGAUGCUGCUGAAAUAACUGAUGAAGAGCUCGAGCAUGAAACAUCCGAGGGAGAAGAAGAAGAGCUGGGAGGUGAAUCUGAUUCUGAUAUGUAUUCUGAAGAUGAUGCUAUGGCGGAUGAUAUUCUCGGAGGCAGCGAUGAUGAUGAAGGUUAUGAUGAUGCUGCGGAGGAGGAUUCAGAUGAAGGCUCCGAUUCUGACGUUUCUGAUAUUGAGAAGAAGGCAAGGAUUAUUGACAAAGAAAGGGAAAAGGUAGAGGAGGAAGGAGAAGCAGAAUUGCAGCUCAAUAUCAGGGAAGAAGCUGAUGAAUUUAGGUUGCCUACCAGUGAGGAACUUGAAGAAGAAACACAAAGGCCUCCUGAUCUCUCCAGUCUCCAGAGGAGGGUAAAAGAGAUUGUACGGGUGCUUUCAAAUUUGAAGUCAUUGAGGCAAGAAGGAGUCACACGUAAGGAUUAUGUUGACCAACUUCAGAGGGAUUUAGCUUCAUACUAUGGGUACAAUGAUUUCAUGAUUGAAACUUUAGUUGAGAUGUUCCCGGUUGUUGAACUUAUGGAACUUAUUGAAGCCUUUGAAAAGCCUCGACCAAUAUGUCUUCGAACAAACACUUUGAAGACUCGUAGACGGGAUUUGGCUGGUGUCCUGUUGAACAGGGGUGUCAAUUUAGAUCCACUAAGCAAAUGGUCAAAGGUUGGAUUGGUUGUAUAUGACUCACAAGUACCAAUUGGUGCAACUCCUGAGUAUAUGGCUGGUCAUUACAUGCUUCAAGGUGCAAGUUCAUUUUUGCCUGUGAUGGCUCUCGCUCCUCAGGAAAAAGAACGCAUAGUAGACAUGGCUGCUGCUCCUGGUGGCAAAACUACUUAUGUUGCUGCUCUUAUGAAAAACGGUGGUAUUGUUUAUGCAAAUGAGAUGAAGGAGUCAAGACUUAAAUCACUUGCUGCUAAUUUACAGCGCAUGGGAGUAACAAAUACCAUUGUUUGCAACUAUGAUGGUAGAGAGCUGCCCAAAGUUUUAGGUCAAAACUCAGUUGAUAGGGUGCUGUUGGAUGCACCUUGCAGUGGCACUGGGAUCAUAUCUAAGGAUGCGUCUGUGAAGACUUCUAAAACUGCUGAUGACAUACAGAAUUGUGCCCGCUUGCAGAAGGAAUUAAUCCUUGCUGCAAUUGAUAUGGUGGAUGCUAAUUCAAAAUCAGGAGGAUAUGUUGUCUAUUCAACGUGCUCCAUUAUGGUUGAUGAGGUAUGUGGUGUAUGCCGAAAGAUAAUCCUUAUGAAGUCUAUAUUGUUAACUCAUUCUUCACAAAUUUGCAAUUUGCAGAAUGAAGCAGUUAUAGACUAUGCUCUGAAGAAGAGAGAUGUGAAACUUGUCCCGUGUGGAAUUGAUUUUGGCCGUCCAGGGUUUAUUCGUUUUAGACAACACCGCUUCCACACAUCUUUAGAGAAGACACGCCGAUUCUAUCCUCAUGUCAACAACAUGGAUGGGUUUUUUGUUGCAAAGUUGAAGAAAAUGAGUAAUUCUAAGCGAACUCAGACACCCGGUGAAGCAUCAGAAGAAACAGAAGGUAAUGAGUUGAUUGACAACACCGAGCAGAAUGCCAAAGGGGACACUGAGAAACACUUGGAUAAAGAGGGUGAUGGAAAAAUGAAGUAUAGUUCCACCGAAGAAGUAAAAGUAAAAGGCCAAAGCACUACGAAAAAGAGGAAGAGACCUGAUCAGAAACAUUCACUGAAGAACUUUGAUGGAAAAGAAAAUGGAAAGUUAAAAGCCAGUUCAACUGUUAACCGGAAAGUAGACAAUCAAAUGGCUAAAAAAGGGAGGAAGGAAAGGGCGAAGCCUCCAUCUAGAGAGGAAAUUACGAAAUCCAGGGAAGAGAAGAGGCAAGCUCAGAGAGAGGCAAAGAGAAAAGCCGCCACAGAAAGGAAAGUUAAAAACAGCAAAGGAAGCAAAGCUUGAAAUGACUCGAUAGGCGUAAGGUAGGAUAACCAAGUCUGGUUGGUAGGAUGUUGUGGAUUAAUCGUUUAUUCAAAAGCAUUAUUUGUUAGAUGUGCUACUGGGCUGCCAGUAAUAUGUUAGUUUUAAGUUAUUUAAACUUCCAAAUUCUGUUGGUGGCCAAUGAAAUUCAGAAGAAGCAAAAAUACAGAUGCCUGAGAGGUGACUAUUUUGAUGCAAAAAACCAGUUGAUUCCUCUGCCAUUCUUGGCUUUGCAGGAAUGCAAAAAAUUUUGUGUUAUUGAUUUUAUAUAUGUAAUUUUAAUACAUAAAACAAGUUCAGUACAAGUGAUAUGUAUGAGAGAUGGGGAAGUUUAUCAUACUCCAAUGGAUAUAUUUCUAAAUUUUUAUAUAUUUCAAAUGACGAUGUUAGUUUUGAUGUAAA
Messenger RNA from Ipomoea triloba (trilobed morning glory), 2617 nucleotides. RefSeq names its product 25S rRNA (cytosine-C(5))-methyltransferase nop2-like. The record is from RefSeq and is a predicted model, not a curated record. Gene Ontology annotation, cellular component: nucleolus. Lineage: Eukaryota; Viridiplantae; Streptophyta; Magnoliopsida; Solanales; Convolvulaceae. Gene Ontology annotation, biological process: maturation of LSU-rRNA; rRNA base methylation. Gene Ontology annotation, molecular function: rRNA (cytosine-C5-)-methyltransferase activity; RNA binding. The coding region runs from base 131 to 2197 and encodes 688 amino acids. The transcript has 15 exons.